Messenger RNA from Melitaea cinxia (Glanville fritillary), 1188 nucleotides. Its product is annotated as glutamine synthetase nodule isozyme-like. Gene Ontology annotation, molecular function: glutamine synthetase activity. The record is from RefSeq and is a predicted model, not a curated record. Bases 1 to 1188 code for a protein of 395 amino acids. Gene Ontology annotation, cellular component: cytoplasm. The transcript has a single exon. Lineage: Eukaryota; Metazoa; Arthropoda; Insecta; Lepidoptera; Nymphalidae.
AUGUCGAUUGCGAAAUUCGUUUUAGGUAACAGAAAAAUUCUAAAAGCUUUUUCUGUAAUUCGAACGCAACUACGUAAUAUUGCCCACGAACAUUUUACAUCAGGAGUAUCAAAAUUAAAAAGUCCUCUAGACGCAUAUUAUAGCCAUUUUAUUAAUUUGCCUUUACCAAGAGACAAAGUGUUCGCAACAUAUAUCUGGAUCGAUGGAACUGGUAUAAAUUUGCGUUCAAAAGAUCGUAUUAUUGAUAAAGUACCAUGUGACCUGCAAAUGGUGCCAAAAUGGUCUUAUGAUGGAAGUUCAACUGGACAAGCUAAAAUAAAAGACUCGGACACUAUUUUAGUGCCUUGUGGUAUAUAUAGAGACCCUUUUCGUUCGAGCCCACAUAUUUUAGUUCUUUGUGAGACAUUUCACGGCGAUGGGACGCCAACAGCGACAAAUCACAGGGUACAUUGUGCAAAAUUACUUAGUGAAAUGUCAGAGCAGGAACCUUUAUUUGGUAUAGAACAAGAAUAUACAAUUUUUGAUUCAGAUCUAUGGCCUUUGGGAUGGCCAAAAUGUCGUGGUUUUCCUGUUGUUAAAACAAAAUUAUCAUAUUGUGGAAAUGGAGAACAUGUUGCCGGUAGAGAAAUUGUAGAAUGUCAUGCCAGGGCAUGUGUUUAUUCUGGCAUGGAUUAUAAAGGUAAUAACGCAGAGGUAAUGAAAGGAUCUUGGGAAUUCCAAGUAGGAACAACUCUUGGCAUUAAGGCUGCAGAUGAUUUAUGGAUUGGGCGAUAUUUAUUAGUGAGAAUAGCAGAAAUUUUUGGUAACAUUAUUAGUUACCACCCCAAGCCGAUGGGUAAAGAUCAACCGGGUAUAGGUUGUCAUCAUAACUUUAGUACUAAGAAAAUGAGAGAAAAUGGUGGAAUUACCGAAAUUGAAAGAAUAUGUAAAGUUUUAUGUGAUAAACAUGAUACAUAUGUAAAAAAUUAUGGCCUUGGAGAUGGAGAUGAAAAUCGAAAAAGGUUAACUGGAAAACAUGAAACCGCUCCAUUUGAUACUUGUAAAUGGGCUGUUGCAGACAGAGGAGCCUCUAUCAGAAUACAAAAGAGCGUUAAAUCCAAAGGAAAAGGAUUUCUGGAAGACAGAAGGCCGGCUGGUGAUUGCGACCCUUACAGAGUUUGUAAACUUCUAGCGCAAAGUUGCCUUUAA